Messenger RNA from Aspergillus fijiensis CBS 313.89, 1617 nucleotides. Its product is annotated as flavin-containing monooxygenase. The record is from RefSeq and is a predicted model, not a curated record. The transcript is spliced from 5 exons. Bases 1 to 1617 code for a protein of 538 amino acids. Lineage: Eukaryota; Fungi; Ascomycota; Eurotiomycetes; Eurotiales; Aspergillaceae.
AUGGACCCUCGCAAGACUGACGCCAGUCACAAUGAGCGCUUUGUGAAGAUUAUUUGUGUGGGUGCUGGUGCAUCGGGUCUCUGUCUAGCGUACAAGCUCCAGCGAUCUUUCAGACAAUUCUCCCUCACAAUCUACGAGAAGAACCCCGAUGUCUCCGGCACAUGGUAUGAGAAUCGCUAUCCAGGCUGCGCGUGCGACGUCCCCUCCCACAACUACGCCUACUCGUUCGAGCCGAAACUCGACUGGUCCAGUGUCUAUGCAGGCUCCGCCGAGAUCCGACAGUAUUUCCGAGAGUUUGCCACCCGGCACAAUCUCUGGCAGUACAUCAAACCCUCCCAUCGGGUGGUGGAAACCCGCUGGAUCGAGGCGAGUGGGAAGUGGGAAGUCCAGGUCACGGACCUGGCCUCGGGCCACGUUCUCCACAACUGGUGCCAUAUCCUCCGCCGACUACGACGAACGGUCUCCUUGGCGGGGAAGGAUGUCCACCUGAUCGGCGCGGGUUCCUCGGCCGUGCAGAUUCUACCGGCCAUUCAACCGAUCGUCAACCGGGUCAAGAUCUUCAUCCGUUCCCCAACGUGGUUGCUGCCCGAUACCAGUAUCGAGGCAGGACAGUUCUCGCCGGAGCAGAUCGCGCGGUUCGUUGAACACACGGAGAGCGUACAGCGGCUGCGCCUCGAGAAUGAGCGCACGAUGAACAGUAUCUUCACCAUGUAUCUCCGGGACACCGUCCUCCAGCGUCAAAGUCGCGAGCUCCUGGAGUCUGUAAUGCGGAAAGGUCUGCCGAAGGAGGAGAUGCAGCGACGACUCAUUCCCACCUUUGCCGUCGGCUGCAAGCGCGUGGUACCGUCCGGCUUCCGGUACCUGGAGACCCUGUCGAAGGCCAACGUCGAGAUCGUCUACGGCGGGGUGUCGUCCGUCUCGGCGACGGGCUGCUGCAGUGAGGACGGGACGGCGCACCGCGGCGAUGAGAUCGGGGGCUACAUGGGCGUGGGCAUCUCGGAGUUCCCCAACACCUUCACCAUGCUCGGGCCCUACACGCCGGUCUUCAACGGACCGACGCUGGUCGCCAUCGAGGCGCAGGCCGACUACAUCUGCGCGUUCAUCGACCGCUACCAGACCGAGCCCAUCCACUGCAUGGCCCCGAAGCGCGAGGCCUGCGCGGCCUUCACGGCGCAUGUGGCGGCCGUGAUGCACAAGACCGUGUGGACCGAUCGCUGCCGCAACUCGCACAACAACCAUGCCAUCGGCGGUCGUACCCCGACCACCUGGCCCGGGAGCACGCUGCACUACCUGGAGGCCAUCCGGGAGCCGCGCUACGAUGACUGGGACCUCCGCUACACGGGCAAUCGAUUCGCGUGGCUGGGGACGACGGGCAUCUCCCAGGCCGAGUGGGACGCCACCGCCGACCUGGCCUGUAAUAUCCGGCAGGCCGAUGACGACGCCCGCUGGGCGAGUCGAUGGCGGCGCAAUCUCGCAAUCGCCAAGACGAGCACCAUGAUGCCGCCUCGCAUCCUGCACAGGCAGGCGAAGCUGGCGGCGAAAGAAGACGAUCGCCCAGACCGGCUUGAGCCUCGUGCGGAGUCCCCAGAGGGGGACCUCGUUCUUAGCCAAGCUUGA